Neodiprion fabricii is the source of this 2825-nucleotide messenger RNA. It is a transcript of the gene homer, whose product is annotated as homer protein homolog 1. Gene Ontology annotation, biological process: G protein-coupled glutamate receptor signaling pathway; regulation of store-operated calcium entry. The coding region runs from base 264 to 1550 and encodes 428 amino acids. The record is from RefSeq and is a predicted model, not a curated record. NCBI's taxonomy places the organism in Eukaryota, Metazoa, Arthropoda, Insecta, Hymenoptera, Diprionidae. Gene Ontology annotation, molecular function: G protein-coupled glutamate receptor binding. Gene Ontology annotation, cellular component: plasma membrane; cytoplasm; dendrite. The transcript has 6 exons.
UCCAUGCCACGGAAGUAUCUUUCUCGAGACGUAGUUUUUCCGAGAUAAAGACGGUCAUCUACAAAAGCGUACAUUCAUGUGCAUAAAGCACAGCGGAUGGCGGCUGUCAACUGGUUGGUUCUUGCACUAAACAGGGUGGGAUUUUACGCUAACAAUUCUUGUCCUAACAAUUCGCAUCCUCUGAAAUCAGCGCAGUGUUUCAAUUCGUUUUGACCCGUUUAUCGUACCUACGAUGAGUUAGUGACGUUAGUAACAACCGUUUUAUGACAUCGGGAAUAGAGACAAUGGGUGAGCAGCCAAUAUUUACGUGUAAGGCACACGUCUUCCACAUUGACCCAAAGACCAAACGGUCUUGGGUUUCAGCCUCAACUGCAGCCGUUUCGGUCUCAUUUUUCUAUGACUCAACAAGAAGUUUAUACAGGAUUAUCUCUGUUGAGGGUACUAAGGCUGUCAUCAAUAGCACCAUCACACCAAACAUGACAUUUACCAAAACUUCACAAAAGUUCGGACAGUGGUCCGAUGUCCGAGCCAACACCGUUUAUGGUCUAGGUUUUUCUUCUGAAGCAGAGUUGGGCAAGUUUAUCGAGAAAUUCCUUGAAGUAAAAGAGGCGACGAAGAUUGCCGGCGCCAAACUCCAGUCCAAUAGCUCAUCCGUGACACCGGCAACAAGUGCAAAUGUUAGUCCAAUCACGUCUAGGUCUGUGUCGUCUUUGCCAUCCUCGGAACAGGACCUAAUAGACCCACCCAACUCGUCAAUGAUAAGUUCCAACUUGUCGGCAUCUAACAAUCCGAACCCAAAUGCAAACUUGAUAUCUGCACAGAACAGUGUGCCGUUGGUCAGCGGUAGCCCUCUGCCUGGAGGCUGCCAGAGUAAAAUGGAUGAGGAAUUGAAGAACGCAAUACAUGCUAGGUCACAGAGUAUGUCUCAGCAAAGCACAGAGAGCCCUCAGCACCAAGGAAAAUCUUUGCAACAGAUCGGAUCUAGCCAAUCCAACCAGUCGACAGAAGCUCAGCUCAAAUACGAUAACGACAGAUUAAAAAUCGCCCUUGCUCAGAGUUCGGCAAAUGCCAAAAAGUGGGAGGUUGAACUGAUAGCCGUGAAUACGGCAAAUGCUAGACUGACAAGUGCCCUGCAAGAGUCAACGGCAAAUGUAGAUGAAUGGAACAGACAGCUGCAAUUAUACAAAGAAGAAAAUGCCAGGCUAAGGGCAAAGUACGCGGAUUUAGAGGCUAGCAAAAUUUCUGAAGGUAACAGUGAGGCGCUCAGGUUAAGAGUUGAAGCACUGGAAAAUGAAUUGAGAUCGCGGAACGAGGAGAUUAAAAGCCUGACCAUGGCCACAAAGAAAAAAGACUAUAUGUCACUGCAACAGGAGAACGGAGAGCUACGGGAAAUGUUGAACACUGUCCACGAGCAGCUGGAACUGGCCCUGAGUGCCAAUAAGGUGCAAAAACAGAACUUAGAUACUCUGAACUCGAGAUUAGCCGGCUACAUACAGGACCUGGAAACGGUACACCAGGAAAUAACGAACACGCUUCAAACCUCAGUCUAAAUGAUAUUAUAAUUUUUAUUUACUUUCGUCAAUUUUACGAGAACAACUAUACGCCUUUAAGGCAUCAUUAACGGGGGAAAACGUAUCGUGAAAACGGUGUAGACCGCAUAAAUCGUUGGCUACAAUGGAGCCCUUAUUAUCGAUUUAUAUUUUGCAGAAAUCUAAGUUUCCUAAAAUACUUGAUUGUUGGAAAGAAGAAUUCUUUUCUUAGUUCUAAAGAAUCAUAAGAUUUCUUGUAUAUCGGGAUUCAGUGUUCUAAGAUGAAUUGUCGAUUCUUAUAUUAGAGAUUUAUUGAAUUCGAGUUCAUGAUUCAAUCGGAGCUUUUCCCCUGUACAUUACAUCUAUUACCUAUGAUUUUCUAACUCACGGAGUUAACAUCGUAUAGUAUAGUAGUAAAUUUCACAGCAAUUUAUUGGCGAAGUAAAAAUGCACAAUCGAAAUUAUUAGUGUUUCAUAGUAAUCAUCUGAACAGCCGGUGUGAUUUAUUUUUCAUUCUACUACAAGCUGCGUUCGUCAUCUGAAAAUCUGCAAACGAAGUUGAGACUAAGCAUAGAAAAAGCUUCCAGAAAAUAAAUUUGUAUAAACAAAAAAACUUGCUCAAAUCGUUCGGGCGAUUCUUUUACAAUAUGCUAAUGUUAUGAUAUCUUCGUAAGUGGAUAUCACCAACCAGCUGUUUAUGCAGAUUUCUGUAGUUCAAGAAUUUGUUUUAAUUGAAUUGAAUGCUGAGAAAUUCGCGCAAUCUACCGUUAACUGUAAGUUGCAACACGUAUUGCGCGUACCGUAAGAAGUCUAUUUCAGCUUAUUGAAUAAGAAAAGAGAGAGAAAAAAAGAAAUCUAGUAUGAAAUGAAAAGUUUGGUAUUAUUUUUGUUCCGAAUCUACCGUUGCUAUUAAUACAAUUUUGUUUGUCGUGCGCUGUUUAGUAUUCGGGAAUUUCUUUACAAUUUUUCUACGUUACUCCUUUUUUUGCAGUUUCUUUAAAUUCUUUUUUUCUCUCCCUCAUUUCGACAAUAAAAAAUAGGCUGAAAAGGCUGACUGAAAAAUAAACUGGUAGUAUAUAAAAUUUACAAUAGUAUUAUGUGAAAAGGACGUAAUAGCGAUGUUUUAAAUCGAGAUAUUGGAAACACAAACCUCGCUCGCCAUUUAUAUUAUCUUAGUGAAAUGAGUCUCAAACGCUCCCAUACUUGAUUUAUACCAAACACAUUAAAAAGCAAGAACUCAUUACAGUUAUUUAUAAUUUUCGGCAAGUAAGUUUUUCGUCGACUUAGGUCUCGUCU